GGUUCCUCGGCGCCGUGUGCUUCCGCGGGCUCUCGGGUCGCUGGGGCCUCGUCGUGGGGCGGCUCCGCAGUGCUUUGCCCGCCUCCGUCACGUGCCCUGCGCCCUCUCACGGCGCCCGGUGGGGCCUGCGCUUCAGUCAGAGACCCGUAAAAAGGUGAAGAACAAACUGAAUGUCAUCAUGUCUGGAAUCAAGAGAACAAUCAAAGAAACCGACCCUGAUUACGAGGAUAUAUCUGUGGCCCUUCCAAAUAAACGGCAUAAAGCAAUCGAGAAUUCAGCUCGAGAUGCCGCUGUGCAGAAGAUUGAGACUAUUAUCAAAGAACAAUUUGCUCUUGAAAUGAAGAAUAAGGAACAUGAAAUUGAAGUCAUUGACCAGCGACUGAUUGAGGCAAGAAGGAUGAUGGAUAAACUCCGUGCCUGCAUUGUGGCAAACUACUAUGCUUCUGCAGGUCUUCUAAAAGUUUCUGAGGGUUCAAAAACAUAUGAUACAAUGGUUUUUAAUCAUCCUGCUAUCAAGAAAUUUUUGGAAUCACCUUCUAGGUCAUCAUCUCCUGCCAAUCAGAGAUCAGAAACACCAUCAGCCAAUCAUUCAGAAAGUGAUUCUUUAUCCCAACACAAUGACUUCUUAUCUGACAAAGACAAUAAUAGCAAUGUGGAUAUAGAGGAAAGAUUGUCAAAUAACACAGAACAGAGACCAAGCCGAAAUACUGGAAGAGACACUUCUGGUAUUACUGGCUCCCAUAAAACAGAUCAGCGGGAUAUUGAUCUCCCAGGGGAUGAGACUUCACGACUUUUUGUAAAGAAAACAAUAGUAGUGGGCAAUGUGUCCAAGUAUAUACCUCCAGAUAAGAGGGAAGAAAAUGACCAGUCAACCCAUAAGUGGAUGGUAUAUGUCCGAGGGUCUCGUAGAGAACCCAGCAUUAAUCAUUUUGUCAAGAAAGUUUGGUUCUUCCUUCAUCCCAGCUAUAAACCAAAUGAUCUUGUGGAAGUUAGAGAACCUCCUUUUCACCUGACUAGAAGAGGCUGGGGUGAGUUUCCUGUCAGAGUUCAAGUUCACUUUAAGGACAGCCAGAACAAGCGGAUAGAUAUCAUACAUAAUCUGAAGCUGGAUAGAACUUACACUGGCCUGCAGACUCUUGGAGCAGAGACGGUAGUGGAUGUUGAGCUCCAUCGGCAUUCUCUUGGGGAAGACUACAUUUAUCCUCAGUCCUCUGAGUCAGAUGUCUCUGAUGCGCCUCCAUCAUUGCCUUUGACCAUUCCAGCUCCAGUGAAAGCUUCCUCACCGAUAAAGCAUUCACUUGAGACAGUACCUGAUACUUCUGUAGAGAAAGGAACUAACACUGAAGCUGAGAGACACACUGCAUUUUAUUCUUUACCUUCUUCAUUGGAACAAACACCCACCAAAAUGACAGCAUCCCAGAAAGUUACCUUUUGUUCUCAUGGCAAUUCAGCUUUCCAACCAAUAGCAUCAAGCUGCAAAAUUGUGCCACAAAGUCAGGUUCCUAAUCCCGAGUCACCUGGAAAAUCCUUCCAGCCCAUCACUAUGAGCUGCAAGAUUGUCUCAGGUUCCCCAAUAUCAACUCCAAGUCCAUCACCAUUGCCUCGAACCCCAACUUCUACUCCAGUCCAUGUGAAGCAAGGCACUGCCAGCUCUGUUAUUAAUAAUCCUUACGUUAUUGUGGACAAACCUGGGCAAGUUCUUGGAGCCACCGCUCCCAGUACAGGAAGUCCUACAAGCAAGCUCUCCACUGCUCAGGUCUCCCAAGGAACAGGUUCCCCUAUUCCUAAAAUUCAUGGAAGUAGUUUUGUAACAUCUACUGUCAAGCAGGAGGAUUCUUUGUUUGCAUCUAUGCCACCACUUUGCCCAAUUGGUAGUCACCCUAAGGUUCAAAGCCCCAAACCUAUAACUGGAGGACUUGGAGCUUUCACAAAGGUGAUCAUCAAACAGGAACCUGGUGAAGCCCCCCACGUGCCCACAUCAGGAGCUGCCAGCCAGCCACCACUCCCCCAGUAUGUGACUGUGAAAGGGGGUCACAUGAUAGCAGUGUCCCCUCAAAAACAGGUCAUAUCUGCUGGAGAAGGGACUGCCCAUUCACCAAAGAUUCAGCCCUCCAAGGUUGUUGGAGUGCCAGUUGGGUCUGCUUUACCUUCAACAGUGAAACAGGCUGUGGCAAUCAGUGGUGGCCAAAUCCUUGUAGCCAAGGCCAGCUCUUCUGUCACCAAAGCAGUUGGUCCAAAGCAAGUUGUGACCCAAGGAGUUGCCAAAGCAAUUGUGAGUGGAGGUGGAGGAACCAUUGUUGCUCAGCCAGUGCAGGCCUUAACCAAGGCUCAGGUCACCACUGCUGGUCCUCAGAAGAGUGGAUCCCAGGGUUCAGUGAUGGCAACAUUGCAGCUACCAGCCACUAAUUUGGCCAAUUUAGCAAAUUUGCCUCCUGGCACUAAACUUUACCUUACCACGAACAGCAAGAACCCUUCAGGAAAAGGAAAACUGCUGCUGAUCCCUCAAGGAGCCAUCCUGCGAGCUACCAACAAUGCUAAUCUCCAGUCUGGCUCAGCUGCCAGUGGUGGAGGAGGAUGUGGCGGAGGAGGUGGUGGAGGAGCAGCAGGAGGAACCGGAGGAUCCCAGAGCACCACAGGCCCUGGUGGGAUAUCUCAACACCUCACUUACACGUCUUACAUCCUCAAGCAAACUCCACAGGGUACAUUUUUAGUUGGCCAGCCAUCUCCCCAGACAUCUGGAAAACAGUUGACUACUGGGUCAGUAGUCCAAGGAACACUAGGAGUCAGCACGUCUUCUGCACAAGGACAACAAACAUUAAAAGUCAUCUCUGGACAAAAAACUACUUUGUUUACACAGGCAGCCCCUGGGGGGCAGGCAUCUCUAAUGAAAAUAUCCGAUAGCUCAUUGAAGUCUGUUCCAGCCACUUCACAACUCUCAAAGCCUGGAACCACAAUGCUGAGAGUAGCAGGAGGGGUUAUCACAACUGCCACCUCCCCAGCUGUGGCCCUCUCAGCAAAUGGUCCUGCACAACAGCAGUCUGAGGGAGUAGGCGCCAGUUCAUCAUCUGCUAUAGGGUCUGCAAUGAAAACUUCUGGGCAGCAGCAGGUGUGUGUAAGCCAGGCAGCAAUGGGAACUUGCAAAGCUGCUGCCCCCACUGUCGUCAGUGCCACAUCCCUGGUGUCCACACCAACACCCAUCUCCGGAAAAACCACAGUAUCUGGAUUGCUAAAGAUUCACUCCAGUCAGUCCAAUCCUCAGCAGGCUGUUCUGACAAUACCCAGCCAGCUAAAACCACUCAGUGUAAACACAUCUGGAGGUGUACAGACUAUACUGAUGCCUGUGAAUAAAGUGGUUCAGUCAUUUUCUGCCAACAAAUCUCCUACCAUUCUGCCUGUAGCUGCCCCAACUCCAGUCGUCCCCAGCUCUACUCCAGCAGCUAUUGCCAAAGUGAAGACUGAACCAGAAACACCUGGGCCGAGCUGCCUCUCUCAGGAGGGUCAGACAGCAGUGAAAACAGAAGAAGGUUCUGAGCUGGGAAACUAUGUCAUCAAGAUAGACCAUUUAGAGACCAUCCAGCAACUCUUAACAGCAGUAGUAAAGAAGAUCCCAUUAAUCACUACAAAAAUUGAAGAUGCCAGCUGUUUUUCUGCAAAGUCUGUGGAGCAGUAUUAUGGCUGGAACAUCGGAAAAAGGAGAGCCUCUGAGUGGCAAAGAGCAAUGACAAUGCGAAAAGUCUUACAAGAAAUACUAGAGAAGAAUUCAAGAUUUCACCACCUGACUCCCCUUAAAACCAAGCACAUUGCUCACUGGUGCCGCAGCCAUGGCUACACCCCAUCCGAUCCCGAGAGCAUGAGAAAUGACGGGGACUCAAUUGAGGAUGUGUUGACCCAGAUCGACAGCGAACCAGAGUGCCCGUCAUCAUUAUCCUCCGCUGACAGCCUCUGCCGGAAGCUGGAGGACCUGCAGCAGUUUCAGAAAAGAGAACCAGAGAAUGAGGAGGAGGUGGAUAUCCUCAACCUUUCAGAGCCAUUAAAGAUAAACAUCAAAAAAGAACAAGAAGAGAAACAAGAAGAACUGAAAUUCUAUCUGCCAACAACACCAGGGUCUGAAUUUAUUGGUGAUGUCACACAGAAGAUUGGAAUCACCCUGCAGCCUGUGGCACUCCACAGGAAUGUGUAUGCAUCAGUGAUAGAGGACAUGAUUUUAAAGGCUACAGAGCAGCUGGUGAGUGAUAUCCUGAGACAGGCUUUGGCAGUUGGCUACCAGACAGCAUCUCACAACAGGAUUCCCAAAGAAAUUACAGUGAGUAAUAUUCACCAAGCCAUUUGCAACAUUCCUUUUCUGGACUUUCUCACAAACAAACACAUGGGGAUAUUGAACGAGGAUCAGUGAAUGGAUGAGGAUGGCCCCAGAAUAGCAGGAUUGGAAGCAGCAUCCAAAGCAUGGGAACUGCGAUGACUCCUCUGCUUGGGGACGGAGGUUUUCUGUGUGCCUCACAGCAUCAUGGCUGCCAAACCAUUGCCUCCACCUAACUUACUGUUAACAUCAGUCCCAGAUGAAAUCCCUUUAAGACAGAAGUUUGUUUCCUAAUUGUAGAGUGAAGCUGUGAGUGGGUACGUGCUCUGUCAGUUUGCAUCUGUUCACCGUCUGUAAAGGCUCCAGGAGAGAGUCACAAGAGCUAGGCCAGGCCGUGGGUGUCAGGUCCUUCCCUCUGGGUGUCCUUGAGGGGGCAUCUUGGGUGUGAUGCUUCAGGGGGUGGAAAAUGAGUCUGGCAGGCUAGGGAGUUCACCUGUUUGUGGACCAGAGUUACAGGCAGCCCCAGUGGUUACCCUGGUAACAUCUGAGGAAGGAUUGGGUGUUAGACUCCGCAAGUGGUUCUCUGUUCCUGCCUGGCCUUGGUGUGGUGGGCUGAGUGUGAGUCAGCUACAGGAAAAGAUAAUGCCAUAUGAAAAGCCAUAAAGGCCUAGUAGCUGCAAAGUGACCACAAUUCUUUUGUCAUAGAGCACAAACUCAGAGCCAUUUCAAGGGAUAAACAUAUCCCUGCCUGGGUCAGCAUCCACAAAUCCUGGGCUCUUGGUGGCAUCUCUCCACCAGUUCUGGGUGUGGGUGGCAGAUGGCUGUUUCCACACCAUUCACGUGGUAAGCAGGACCUGCUGCUGCCAAAUCCACAUUGAGUGGCUGCUAGUGAGCGAGCAGCCUUUGGGACAGGCUCUGCUGAGGUUGUUUGUCAUAUCAGUGGAUUCAAAUCCUGUUCUCUGUCAAUGCAGUUUUUCCCAAAAAGGAAAGUGUUUGAAAGAAAUACCUGUGAGUGCCUUAAAGGUAGAAAAAUAGGUGCUCAAGCCCAGAGACAGGGACGUCAGUGCUCGGAAGUAGUAAGAGGAGACUGUGUCCAUGAGCAGAGCCGUCUCAGUAGAAGGGAGAAACGGAUACAAGGAGGUGUAGCAGUGCCACUGUGUGAUGUCCAGGUCCACUGAAGAUACUCUGCCCCAACCUUCCUAACAUGGUCUGUGUGGAAGGUAAAGAAAAGAACUUGUUCUCAGUUAGGGCUCUCCUCUUACUCUAUUCAAAGAAAAAUUUGAAACCUGUGAGUUGGAGUCAAAGAAGCUUGUCCAAGUGAUGUAAUCCAGGUUGUCAUGAUUUCCAUAGAUGUUUGAGACAGGAAAAUAAGGUGGGCAGGUGACUGGAUGAAUAUCUUGCCUUUUUGAUGCCGCAUAUAAGGGUUGCAAAUGCAGAAGGAAUCUGUUCAAUAGGGUAUAGGGCAUGCCUUGGCUUAAUAAUAAAAUAAUUUAGUAUAUAGAGGCUCAAAUACUCUAUAUAUGAACUACUCCAAUGAAGAUUAAUAGGCAGGUGUGUAGGUUCAUUCAGCAGGUGGACUGUGAUUGAGAGCCACAGGAUGGAAGGUUUCAUCCAAAUGAGAACACGUGCAUUUAUUACAGGUGUGAAAGCCUAAAGAAAUUACCUACUGCGGAAGAAAUAUUAAAUGAUUUAACAGUCUCCAUGUGUGUUAACAUUUCAAAUGUAUUUGUAUCAUAAUGUGUAACAUAAUUAUGUAACAAAAAUGUCUACAAUAAAUCUUUUAGUAUUUGU
Messenger RNA from Choloepus didactylus (southern two-toed sloth), 6088 nucleotides. It is a transcript of the gene YEATS2, whose product is annotated as YEATS domain containing 2. Gene Ontology annotation, molecular function: histone binding. NCBI's taxonomy places the organism in Eukaryota, Metazoa, Chordata, Mammalia, Pilosa, Megalonychidae. The record is from RefSeq and is a predicted model, not a curated record. The transcript is spliced from 31 exons. Gene Ontology annotation, biological process: regulation of transcription by RNA polymerase II; chromatin remodeling. Bases 179 to 4393 code for a protein of 1404 amino acids. Gene Ontology annotation, cellular component: NuA4 histone acetyltransferase complex.